This is a messenger RNA of Loa loa (African eye worm), 3425 nucleotides long. RefSeq names its product zinc finger protein. The record is from RefSeq and is a predicted model, not a curated record. Bases 45 to 2453 code for a protein of 802 amino acids. Gene Ontology annotation, molecular function: DNA-binding transcription factor activity, RNA polymerase II-specific; RNA polymerase II transcription regulatory region sequence-specific DNA binding. Gene Ontology annotation, cellular component: nucleus. Gene Ontology annotation, biological process: regulation of transcription by RNA polymerase II. The transcript is spliced from 17 exons. NCBI's taxonomy places the organism in Eukaryota, Metazoa, Nematoda, Chromadorea, Rhabditida, Onchocercidae.
UUGCAGUUGGUGCUUCGGCGUUCUGUUUUGGUACAUGUUACAAAAUGAUUACUUUGGACGAUGAGUCAAUGGCUAACAAUUGUAAAGUAACUGAGAACGAAGUGCAUACGUCAGUUGCUGUUGAUAUGGAUUCUGCUUUACAAACGUCGCUGAAGAAGGCUCAGAACAAUUCGAUCUCAGAUGAUACUUCAAAAAAUUAUGUGGAUAAAUCAAUAGAAGCGAUCAGAAACGGUGUCUGGGUUAGUGAAAAGAUCGCAAACAAAGAGCAGCAUCGGGAUGAUAGGAAUAAUGGAGAUUGCACUAGGCCAACUUUCUCCGGUGAAAAUGGCUAUGUGGAUGGCGUUAACAAGGAUUUCAAUGGGUUGGAUACAAUGGAAAAUGACAUUGUAAUUGAAAAUGAACCUUGCGGAAAUAAGGGGAAUGGUAAAACAUCGAUGUUCACUGAAAAUGGUGCUGAUAAGUCGGCAGCUGUUGAAUGUAUAGAGCUAGAUGACGAUCAUGAUGACCCUGACUCUGGUGAUGAGCCACCUGCGAAAAAGAAAGCAAAAUCACCAGUGCCAGAUGAUCCAGACACUCAGGCAGGGGAAAAGAAACCAGAAUUGACAAGCGGUGAAGCUUUAUUGAAUAAGUUAGAGGCCUAUGUCAAAGAUGCAAUCGAUAAGAAUGCGAAUGUGGAGAGGAAAGUGUUGGAUGCAUUAUUAGGAGCCAUUAAUAUUCAAGUGCAGCGUGAACCCUUGUCUGUCCGGAAACUUAUACUGGACAAGCAGUUGGUGUUACCAAACACCAUUAGUUUCCCGCCGUCACAGGUUGUGGAUUUGCUAAUCGAACAUGAUCCUGAUGCACCUUUAUCAAAAGUGAUCGGGCGGAUGUUUGGCGACGAAAGGCCAAAGCUUUCCGAAGCUGAAAAACGCGAACGGCAUUUGUUGAAAUUGGGGCAUCCCGCUCCUCAUAUGACCAAGUUGUUGAUGGAUAUUGGACAAGAUCUUGUUCAGGAGUCUACAUAUUCCGAUAUCGUCCAUGCAAAAAAUUUGCCUGAAACUCCGAAAAAUAUGGAAACAUAUAAACAGGUUGCACAGCAGCUUAAACCAGUGUGGGAAGCUUUGCGGAAGAAAAAUGAACCAUAUAAACUAAAACAGUAUACUUGUCAGCUGUGCAAUUUCCGAACUGAAUCACGAAUCAUUCUUUCGGUGCAUCGGCAGACACCACACUUUGAUGGAAGGAAAUACCAGUGUGCACUAUGUCCUGAAUUUUUCACGAAUGAAAAUAUGAUUUCACAGCAUUAUCUGAGAGAGCACGAUCUUGUGGCUGGGAAGGAAGAAGCUAUCCCUCGAAAUCCUUGCCCAUGUUGUAACGAAGACUUCAUGUACAAAGGACAACGAGACCAACAUCUCAAAAUGUGUCGAAGAGAUCUGAAUAGAGUUCGCCUGAUAAUGGCACCAAAGCACCCGCAAGAUGUCAGUGCCAUCAAUCACUGGUUAUGGGAUAAGCCUCCUGUUGAUCCGACGAUAUUGCAGCAACAACAAGUGGCGCAGCGGCAACAAGUAGAGAAACUGCAGCGUGCUCAGUUGGCGCAACAACAGCAGGCGCAACAGCGUCGUAGUCAGUCUGCCGUGACUAAUUCAGCACUUUUGGCAGCACAGCAACAGCAAGCUGCACUCCUCUUACAGCAGCAAAGGAUAAGGGCGGCGCAAGUCGUGGCUCAUCAUCAACACCAGGCAAAGAUGUCUUCGUUAAUAGGAAAUCCAAGUCUCUUGGCAGCGAUGCAGCAACAGUUGCAACGUGCUGCUGUUAGUGGAAUGCGUACCCCGGGAUUGUCCUUAUUCGCCCAGCGUGGAGUAGCUGCCGGAAUCCGUGGACCAACUGUGGCCCAACACACAGCUGCUUCACUUGCUGGACGUAUUAGGGCACCACCGCAAGUCCCAGCAUCUCGUACACAACUAGGUGGAGUUAUAUCUGCUGGACAUAACAACAAUGUUUGUGAAAUCUGUGAUCAAAAUGUCCAGGACAGGGAUAGAUAUCUGACACAUUUGCAACUCUUCCAUAAACAGAUGCGCGGGAAAACAUCAGCUGAUAUGCAGCAGGGCGCACCGUUAGCUUGUAGUCGUUGUCGUGAUAGAUUCUGGACAUAUGAAGGGUUGGAACGGCAUCUUGUCAUGGCACAUGGCCUCGUUACUUCUGAUCUCUUAACAAAAGCACAGAAAAAAGAAGAUGGUGGGCGUUGCAAGCAUUGCGGCAAGCAAUAUGCUUUCAAUAUGCUGCAACAUUUGGUGACGGAUCAUCAGGUAAAACUAUGUUCUGCUGAAAUUAUGUACAGCUGUGAUGUUUGUGCCUUCAAGUGCAGUAGCUACAGUAAGCUCGAAGUACAUCUGAACACCGUACAUCCAAAAAAUCCUACGCAAAAUUCUACUUUGAAUAAUGCGGUCAGCUCAGCAUCGGGGGCAAGGAAGGUUUAACUUUGUGGGUCGCAGACUGCUCAGGCCGGAGAAAGACGUCGAUGCUAUCUUUCCGAGCUGAGGGAACAUUGCUCGGUAUCCGGUGUAUUUGAAAGGAAAUGUUACUUAUUCUGAUUAUGUUUUUCGUCAUGUCUCAACAUUCUGUUUACUUAGCUGUGCAGUAGUUAUCUGUGAAGCGCGAUCACAAUUUCUGCAUGUCAGAUAAGAGUGGUGUCAUUGACUGGGACAGUGCCGAAAAUAUUUAUAGCGGAACGAAAUGAAAUUCAUUUGGUCAAGAAAUGGUUUGUGUAUUACUGGCUUUUCUCUACCUAUAUCAUUUUACAUUCGUGUGUUUCAAAUGAGAUUUUGUUACUGAACUAUUGGUAGCGAAUCCUUACAUUUUGUGCGGCGAGAAUUAAGAUCGUUUGUGAGUUUGUCGUACUUGUUAUUUAGCGUGAGAACUAUUUUAUGGAUAACUGUGAACAACCCGAAGAGCUCUUCUAAUUGUAGUGGAUUGGUUGCUUAAAUGUCACUAUUCAAUGAUUUUUUUAAAGUGUAUUCUGGAGUAUUUCUAUUGCUGAUAUAUUGAUUUAUACGUUUUUAUCAUGUGUAUAACCUAUAUUACAUUUUCAAUUUCCAUCUGCGAUGUGUUUGUACGUUUUAUGUUAUUGUUUGUAUGUUAAGUGUCAUGGUGUUUUGUAUGCAAACCUCAUUCAGGAAAUGGUUGCAUCUUGAGCUGUUUCAAGUUAGGACUUUUAAAUUUCCAGAAAUGAUGUUUAGGGCACAGGUUUUGUGAAAGGCAAUUUGUCGUGCAAUAACGUAACAGGCUGGAGCCUCUGCGCAUUUUUAUUUGCUGCAUUAUUUGACGACUUUGCUAUUUUAUAUUUGAAUCAGUGAACUCUGUCAUUUGGUAAUGCUGCAUUGAUGAUGGAUUCGUAAUGUGCAGCGAAGACUUAAGCGGUUUAAAGAAAAUUAAUAACAGGAGACAGUGGA